Messenger RNA from Pantherophis guttatus, 1981 nucleotides. RefSeq names its product thyroid hormone receptor interactor 6 (gene TRIP6). Gene Ontology annotation, biological process: cell-cell adhesion. The record is from RefSeq and is a predicted model, not a curated record. Gene Ontology annotation, cellular component: focal adhesion; stress fiber. NCBI's taxonomy places the organism in Eukaryota, Metazoa, Chordata, Lepidosauria, Squamata, Colubridae.
CUUUGCCGCGUCCGGAGCGGAGAAAGUUUUGGAGAAAGUUUUCUGGGCGCGGGAGGGGGGCGAGAGAGACGCCUGGAUCAGCUUCCCUUGUCAUGUCCGGCCCCACCUGGCUGCCCCCAAAGCAAGUGGGGGUCCUGGCCCAGCCGGAUGUCACCGUAUCUGCCCCAGCUGUCUGCAAGGUCCAGAAGAGCUUUGCCUCCGUCCCUGCAGCCCCCAGACCCACCCACCGAACUCCGGAGACCAAUGGGGCGAUGAGCUCAGUGGGGGGCCCUUCCCGGGACAAGCCCCCUCCGCCAGGCCCCACCUUGUACCCUCAGGACUCUCCUGCAGACUCCCCCUACUCCUCCGUAAGCGAGCGAGGCUCCCGGGGAUCCUGGGAUAGCGCUACACCUCCCAGCUACACCCUGCAGGAGGGAGAAUCGCCGGAGCAGCUGAGGGCUUUUCACCCCACCAACCUCGAUGUCCAGAUAGAUUCGCUCACCAGCAUGUUGGCGGACAUGGAGAGCAGCCAGCAACGCCGGGCCGAACGAGCGAACGCGGAAUCCGUGCCGUAUCCACCUCUGCAGCCUGGCGUCCCCAAACCCAGCCCGGCUUCGGCUACCUACAAGCCCACCCUUUCGGGCGGCUUCGUGCCCCCCAAGCCGGAUGCCAAGACCCUGCCCUAUGGAGGCCCGCCAGCCUCUGGACCCCCUUACCAAACCGCCCCGGUGCUGCCCUGCCAGUACGGCUCGUCCGGUUUGGGGGAUGUCUAUGGAUAUCACCGUGCCCACUUAGCACCCAAGCCGUACCCCCAGCCGAUGCCCGCCUCGUACGCCACGGCGUCCUCUUCGGCUGGGCCCCCGUUUAACGUCCAGGUGAAAGUGGCCAAACCGGUGCUGGGUUACAACCAGCCACGGCGCAGGGCCGAGACGGCCUACGGACCCCCGUCCCUCCAACUAGGAUAUGGGGUGAAGCCUCCCCCGCAGUACGCCUGCGAACCGGGGUCCCGUUCCCGCCAACACGAGGCCGAGUCUUGGUAUCCGGAGCCUUCUUAUGGCCAGCGGCUGGGCGAUGGGGAUUUCUACGCCGGCCCUGCAGGGCAGGGCAGGUUGGGAACGCCGGUGGGCCAGUUCCAGUCUGGAUUGGCGAAAGCUGGGAAGGAUGAGUUGACGGCACCCUUGGUUCCUGCCAGCAGUGGGGGGCUGAGGUUUCCCCAUCAGCCUCCCGCCUGCCGCCCGGAAGAAGAACUGGACCGACUGACCAAGAAACUGAUGUACGAUUUGAACAAUCCUCCCACCGCGGAAUAUUUCGGCCGCUGCGCUCAGUGCGGGGAGAACGUGGUGGGCGACGGGACGGGCUGCGUGGCCAUGGAUCAGGUCUUCCACGUCGAGUGCUUCACCUGUGCUACUUGCCGCUGCCGCCUGCGGGGACAGCCGUUCUAUGCCAUCGACCGCCGGUCGUACUGUGAAUCCUGCUACAUUGUGACCCUGGAGAAAUGUUCCAUGUGCUCCAAACCCAUCAUGGACCGGAUCCUGCGGGCCAUGGGCAAAGCUUACCACCCCCAGUGCUUCACCUGUGUGGUUUGCCACCGUUGCCUCGACGGGAUCGCCUUCACCGUGGACGCCACCAGCCAGAUCCACUGCAUCGAAGAUUUCCACCGGAAAUUUGCCCCCCGAUGUUCCGUGUGUGGGGAGGCCAUCAUGCCCGAACCGGGUCAGGAGGAGACGGUGAGGAUCGUGGCCCUGGACCGCAGCUUUCACAUCGGCUGCUACAAGUGCGAGGAGUGUGGUCUCCUCCUGUCUUCCGAAGGGGAGGGCCGCGGCUGCUACCCCCUCGACGGCCAUAUUCUCUGCAAGAACUGCAGCGCGAGGCGGAUCCAAGACCUCUCCUCCGAUAUCACGACCGACUGCUGAUGGGGGGGGUGGAGGUCCCCAACCGGGGUGGGGGGGGGCUUCAUGGGGCUGCUUGACUUUGCACACCCCCUUUUUUUCUGGGUGCAAAG